UGCCGUGCACAUACACACACACGCUUCCACGCGCCCGGAGACAGCAGAAAGUGUUCAGUAGCACGAGCUCGUCGUAAGCGCGAGACCAGAACGAAAACUAUAUCUCGAGCGAUUCCGGACCCUCGCUGUACCGCUUAUUACAUAGUGCACGUGCUGGACUGAAUACUGGCGCACGAGGCGAGGAUUAAAGAGCGACCGCAUCGUGGAUCUGUGCGGGUUGGAAUGCACGAGGACUGAAACGGAAAACGGACAGAAUUGAACUCCUGCUUUGUCACAAAGAGGAUUCAAUGAGAAUGUCUGUCUGUGUCCAUGAGAACCGCAAGUCACGAGCCAGCACUGGCUCUAUGAACAUCUACCUUUUCCACAAGUCCUCAUAUGCCGACAGUGUCUUGAUGCACCUGAAUGUCUUGCGGAAGCAAAGGCUCUUCACAGACGUUUUGCUACACGCAGGCAGCCGCUCUUUCCCAUGCCAUCGCGCUGUGCUGGCUGCCUGCAGCCGAUACUUUGAGGCAAUGUUCAGUGGCGGGUUAAGAGAGAGCCAAGCCAAGGAGGUGGACUUUAGAGACUCCAUACAUCCAGAGGUGUUAGAACUGCUCUUGGACUAUGCUUACUCAUCCCGGGUAGUUAUCAACGAAGAGAAUGCUGAGUCUUUGCUGGAGGCAGGUGACAUGCUAGAGUUCCAGGACAUUCGGGAUGCCUGUGCUGAGUUCCUGGAGAAGAACCUCUACCCAUCCAAUUGUCUUGGCAUGCUGCUUUUGUCUGAUGCCCACCACUGCACCCAGCUGUCUCAGCUUUCCUGGAGCAUGUGUCUUAGUAAUUUCCCAGCUAUCUGCAAAACAGAAGAAUUCCUGCAACUGCCCAAGGACAUGAUAGUCCAGUUGCUCUCUCACGAAGAGCUGGAGACGGAGGAUGAGCGGUUGGUUUAUGAAUCUGCACUGAACUGGGUGAACUAUGACUUGGAACGGCGACAUUGCCACUUACCCGAGCUUUUGCGGACCGUACGCCUGGCUCUCUUACCCGCCAUCUUCCUCAUGGAGAACGUCUCCACAGAGGAGCUUAUCAACUCACAAGCCAAAAGCAAAGAGCUAGUGGAUGAAGCAAUCCGCUGCAAGUUGCGUAUACUGCAGAAUGAUGGCGUGGUCAACAGUCCUUGUGCCAGGCCACGCAAGACUAGCCAUGCCCUUUUCCUUUUAGGUGGUCCUACCUUUAUGUGUGACAAGCUGUAUUUAGUGGACCAGAAGGCCAAAGAAAUCAUCCCAAAGGCAGACAUUCCCAGUCCUCGAAAGGAGUUCAGUGCUUGCGCUAUUGGCUGUAAAGUCUAUGUGACAGGAGGUCGGGGCUCAGAGAAUGGUGUGUCCAAGGAUGUUUGGGUUUACGAUACCUUACAUGAAGAGUGGUCAAAAGCAGCUCCCAUGCUAAUAGCUCGAUUUGGGCAUGGUUCAGCCGAACUGCGCCACUGCCUGUAUGUGGUCGGAGGUCAUACUGCUGCAACUGGUUGUCUCCCAGCCUCACCAUCUGUCUCGUUAAAGCAGGUGGAGCAGUUUGACCCCGUUGCCAACAAGUGGAGCAUGGUCGCACCUCUGCGUGAGGGUGUCAGCAAUGCAGCAGUAGUCAGCGUUAAGCUCAAGUUAUUUGCUUUUGGAGGAACAAGUGUAACCCAUGAUAAACUACCAAAGGUACAGUGUUAUGACCCAGUGGAAAACCACUGGACUGUCCCAGCAUCUUGUCCGCAGCCUUGGCGCUACACAGCUGCUGCUGUUUUGGGCAGCCAGAUCUUUGUCAUGGGGGGCGACACUGAGUUCUCAGCCUGCUCGGCAUACAAAUUCAGCAGCGAAACCUACCAGUGGACUAAAGUAGGCGAUGUUACAGCUAAGCGAAUGAGCUGCCAGGCAGUAGCCUCCGGGAACAAACUGUACGUAGUUGGUGGCUAUUUUGGAACGCAGCGCUGCAAAACGCUAGACUGCUAUGAUCCCACACUGGAUGCCUGGAACAGCAUAACCACUGUACCCUACUCCUUGAUCCCCACUGCCUUCGUUAGCACCUGGAAACACCUCCCAGCCUGACAACUGCAUGCCCCUUCAUCGUCUUUAAGAAUUCCUGUGCGACGUACUGGAUUCCAGCUGUGACUAUUUCCUGCUUUCUGUGCAAUCUCAUCAAAAGACGACGACGACAACUUCGUCUUCCAUCAAAAACUCAACGGUAACAUCGAAGAUAUCCUGCAGCGAAGUUUUGCUUUUGUUAUAAACGUUUCACUGUCAAGUCCUUUUUGUGGAGCUUUGACAACCAAAUGAACCGACUGCUAAUAUAAAAAGGACAAUUAGCGCCCGGCUUGUUUUCGCUGUCAUGUCUGUGUUGGCGCGUACCCACUAUUUUGUUCUGGGAUGAUGUGGUAGCUAAAACGUGUGCAUCUGGCAAAAAGAACUUCAGCUAGAGAAACUGACCAAUUUCCAAAUGAAAGCAUGAAGACGCCUUCUGAAUAUAUAUAUAUAUAUAUUUAUAUAUUUCACUGUGCUUUGCUGUUUUCACAUAGCGCAUUUCUGCUUCAGGACUGUUUCACAGACCCAAGAGAAAGACGUAUUUAUCCCAAGAAUUUUAUUCCACAAACUACCUUUUUAUUUUUUUUCCUGUACAGAAUAGUUGUUUGUCUCCCAUGUCUGACUCUAGUUUGUUCCUGACAAACAAACCUCCUCAACCUGGUGUGAAACUUGCUGUGAGAAGGCAUCCUGAGGUGAACCGCACUGCAGAUGUAUGUUUGUGUAUGUGUUUGUAUGUGGAAAAGAUCAGCAUGUUCCAGCAUGUGUUUUCUGAGCAAAAGGAUACCGCUGACCGUAGUAUAUUAUUCAUUUUUCUUCCAAAAACAAAAAACAAACCCAUAAACCUAAGCAUGUCCACUAAGAGCUUGUAUGGAUGAAGCAACUGUUGUUUCUGUCUCAACAAAGAGACUGUCAUGUUUGUCAGUGCUUCCGAAAGACUUCUAGACAAGAGAAUUUUUUUGGUAUAAAGUUAGGCUGCUUAACUUUGUGCUGAGUGUUCCUGUUAUCGCACAUACGGCCUCAAUAUAAAUGUGAAAGGCAGAAUGAUGGAAAGAGAGAGACAGAGUGACAGAGAGAGAGAGAGAAAAAAAAAGGUGAGAGUCAUUCUGUCUGCAGGAGAGGUAAUGUCUCCAUGGCAACAAACGAACAACCUGAACUGAAAAGAACUGAACGGUCUAUUCGUAGUCUUAAUUUAUGAGUUUUUUUUUCCAGUUGUUAAUUUGACCUGUGUAUGUUAAGUUUUGUAUUUAUUGAUUUAAAAAAUGCCUGCAUACAUAUCCGUCUAUAAUAAAUAUAAUGUGUGAUAUAUAUCUAUCCAGCUGUACAGAAUUUGGCGAGUGUUUUCGUGCUACGCGUGGCUCAUACCGCUAUGUGUUCCAUAAGAACUGCACUUUUGCACACUCAUGCUGUAGCUGCAGCUGAAUUUGUAAAGUGGUCAGAGAAUCCUGGACCUCUAAGUUUGACAUGACCUGUAAAAGGCAGGCUUGGGGUCUUGGGUCAUCAACCUGGAUAAGAAUGGGAGGAAUGAAGCUGUAGGAUCAGAUUACCCAGGAUACAAUGGAGCAGUUGCUUUGGGAAGCCAUGGGGGAAGGGCUGGGGGUUAAGGAUUCAAACUGUGAUAUAGUGCCAAAAAAAGUUCUUGUUAUGGCUUAAGAACUAUAGUAUAUCAAACCAAUGGGGUUUGAAAAUGCUACCAAGUUAUGGUUUGUGCAAGAAUCAAAACCUGCUCAAGAACAUAAAUUGCCGUUUUUUUUAAAUUUGGAAAACCUACAGAUAUUUAAAAAAUAAAUAAAUCAAAUUUCAAGCUGCAAUAAUUUGAACCCACUGAACUACUAUGUUUGUUAGAAGCCUCUGCCUUUAACUGACACUUUCUAACUCGGUCUCAGUCUAAUUUGAUAUGGCCUAUUAGGAAAUCAGUGGCACGGGAGUGAGAAACGUGACCUCAGCAGCUGCUCCAAGAACAGCUGGAACUGUCACUGUUGCCCCUGAGCACACUGACAGGUACUAAUUAUUUUUAUCAUCGACACACUCUGAAUAGACGCUCUUCUUUUUUUUCUAUUCAAAAGUCUUAAUACAUUGAAAUGGGCCUCGGACUGCUUUUAGAUGUCUUUAGCACAGAUAUUGAGAGUGGCAUUGGCCUGUAAAUUUGCCUUUCCUCAGGGUUUUCUGUACUACCCGUCCUAAAUGUUAUGAAGGGUUUUUUUUUUCUUUUCAAAACAUUUCUAAAUCUUGCUAUGUUUGGUGAAUAAUGCUAUAUAUACUCACAGCAAUGAUGCUACAUUCCGAAGGUCAUGCUUGUACGUACAGUAAGUAGCACAGGAUAUCGUCUCAACGGAAAGUCGUACUACAGUUUUGCGGCAUUAAGAGGGUACGUUUAAGUGAAAUCUUCUGUAUGCUUUCUUUGUCCCGCUAGCUUUCUUGAUCGCUAUCAAGCCAAUAGGGGAAAACUGUUUGAAUUCGGUUUCCUCCACAAUGGAUUGUGAGAUAGCAAAAAAAGAAAGAGAGAGGUCAAGCUUCACAUUCCUUCCCAGACCUUCUUCCUUCCCACCUACCCCUCUUUUUCACUGAAGUGCUGCUUUACCCUGCUGCCUUUGAAGCUCUCAUGUCUAUGCUUUGAACAGAAAGCCCUCUCUGUUUUUUUUCGAGUACACUGCACACACAGACCUCCAGCCAAUCAGAUAGCCCAUUUUUGCCUCGUCUCAAGUAGCGUUUCCCAAGCAAUGGUCAACAACACCCCCCUCCUCCUCUCCUGUCCCCUAUCAACACACACCAUUUGAACUGGUAGCUGUCAAGUGUUUUGUUUUUCCUCUAUCCCCCCGACUGGAAGAUCAAGAGCUGAGUCACAGGCUUGCACGUGGCAUAAAACUCUUAAUCAUUGUCUGCCUUUGUCUGUCAACACUGUCAAUGUUGGGCUGUACUGUACUGUACUAUUCUGUUCUGUAUGUCCUAGUGUGUUAUGGUAUUGAGUUGUCGCUCUGUAAAACCACGGCGGUUAACAUUAUUUUGUACAAGUCAUUUUUUUCACAAUGUGAAAUUUAUGGUGAAAUAAAACAUGAGUUUUUUCCUCUUGAUUGUUAAA
This is a messenger RNA of Tachysurus fulvidraco (yellow catfish), 5112 nucleotides long. RefSeq names its product ectodermal-neural cortex 1 (gene enc1). Gene Ontology annotation, molecular function: protein binding. Bases 288 to 2063 code for a protein of 591 amino acids. The record is from RefSeq and is a predicted model, not a curated record. NCBI's taxonomy places the organism in Eukaryota, Metazoa, Chordata, Actinopteri, Siluriformes, Bagridae. The transcript is spliced from 4 exons.